Anoplophora glabripennis (Asian longhorned beetle) is the source of this 3747-nucleotide messenger RNA. Its product is annotated as protein PFC0760c-like. Lineage: Eukaryota; Metazoa; Arthropoda; Insecta; Coleoptera; Cerambycidae. The record is from RefSeq and is a predicted model, not a curated record. Bases 1 to 3747 code for a protein of 1248 amino acids. The transcript has 2 exons. Gene Ontology annotation, molecular function: chitin binding. Gene Ontology annotation, cellular component: extracellular region.
AUGGGUCAAAAGAACUUAUUCGUGACAGACUCACCACCAUCUUGGCAACCUCCCAGUUCUGUCGAGACCCGGUCGUUACCCUCUGCUGGUGAUCCCAGUCAUAUUCAUCUCCAUGAUUUAAUAACCUGGAGCCUGGAAAUACUCGCAUCAAGUGGUUGCGUUAUAGACACUCUCUAUACUGAUGCAAGUGACUGUACUAAAUUUUACAUGUGUUCUCCUUUUGGCCUACAAUCCUUCAACUGUCCCACAGGCUUGCAUUUUAAUCCUUUUACAAAUUAUUGCGACUGGCCUAAUGUAGCAGGAUGCACAGCGGUUACUAUUGAAGAGACUUUACCAACAUCAACAGACAAAAAUUUGUUUAGUGACGCAGAUGAACCACGUGAAACUGAAAAUGAACAUGUUAAUUCAAUAUUGUCAGCAAAUGAGAAAUUGAUAGUUAACGAUACAGAGGAUCAGUUAUUAGAAGAAACAACAGAAAAAUCCAAAAUUACUUAUGAUAUUAUCUUUGAAUAUGCUACAACACUUGAUGGAGAUUUUAAUAAAGAAGAUAACAAAACUCAUUAUUUGAAUUCACAUAAUACAGAAGAAAUUGUAACAGAUACUCAUUUAACAAAUGAAAUGUUUACAGAUAAUUCCAUAAUCAAGACCACAGAACAAAACACUGAUGAUUUUUCUAGAAGUUUUAUUAGUAAUUCCAAAGAGUAUUCUACUACUUCAGCAAAACAUAACUUAAGAACUAGUAAGAUUCCUGGAACAGGUCUAAAUUUGAAAGAUAUUAAUUCUGAGCUAUAUUCCACAUCUGAUAUUUUUAAGUCAUCAAGUGAAGUUACUACUGGGAAUAAUUAUUUUUCCCGUGAGAAGGUAACCAACCAGUAUUUAAAAACUACAACGAAUUCUGAAAUAGUGCCUGAAAUAAAUGAAAACUGUCUUACAAUUUUUACAAAUUUGCAAGAAGUAGGAUAUAGUAGGGAAUCUUCAGUUGCAGCAGAUAUCUCUUCUCACACGGAUGCAUCUUUAACAAAUACAGUAGUUUCUGAAGAAGAAAUACACCUAAAUACUUCUUCUAUACUAUUAAGUAGUAAUAAUGCGCACUCCCAGAAUUUCAAGGAAACAACAUUAAGCGUUCUGGAAAGUUCUUCUAAUUCAAUAGAUGAAGGAAAUGACAGUAUUAUGUUCUCUGUACAGACAUCUGUUACAUCGCAGAAUGUACCUGUUACCGAUAAAUUCACAGACGCAAUGAAUAUAAAUAAAUUUAACUCUGAAAGUCCACCAAAUGGAUUUGUUUCUUCAUUAUAUUCAACCAUUUCAGAUGAACCUACAAUUAUCCACAAAGAAACUGAAAUUUCUUCUCCUAAUACAAAAGAAUAUGUUACAGUAAGAAACGAAAACUAUGAUGACAUUACUAAUUCAAAUGCACAUUUCUUUACCAAAGAAGAUCUUUCGAUAUUAGUAGACGAGUCACCAACAGUAAAUGGUCUAGAUAAUCCUACAACCUUAUCAGGAAUCUUUAAUUCACUGAAAAAUAAUUCUACCAUUCCUGAUUUGUCUCAAGUCAUUACCACUGGUGAAUACUCUUUACCAACGCAAACUAUAACAAUAACAGAAAAACUUAAAGAAGUUUCUUCUAAUACGGAGCAAUAUAUUACAACAAUUACCGAAAAUUAUGCUGUAAAUCAAUACGAUAAUACAUACAAAGAUUUAAUAAAUGACAAAUCUACAAUGUCAGUUGAAGUAGAUGCAGAAGCUUUAACAGCAAUAUCAGAAUCUACUGCAUUAUCUAAUGGCACACCUUCUACGCCUCAUGAGGCUAUAAAAACAACGGAAAAUAUUUAUGAAGGUCAAUAUGACUUAGCUUCUUCUAAUCCGCAAGAUUUGAUUAAAAAUAUGUCACAUACACGAAUUGAUUCCACAACUUUAACAACAGACAUCUCCCAUUCAACUUCCAAUUUGAAUAUAAAAGUAAAUGAAAAGGAUUCCUUUACAUUGCAAACAAACAGUUCUGAUAAUUUUGAUUUACCUAAAACAACUGUAACUAAUUUAGAAGAUCCUAAAAUUACGUUUUUAAAUGAAAAAAGUUCCACUUCUUCCACUACGCAACCACAUUUGAUCAAUACCAAAGAACAAGAAUAUGAUAUUAUGACUCCUAAAUUAACAUCCUCAGUCACUAAAGAUGACUUAAUGCCAAAUCAGUUCACCGAAUAUGAUUCUUCCAUUUUAUAUCCAAAUGUUCCUGAUGUGUCUACUACAGAAACUAUUUUUGUACAACUACUUACACAACAAAGCGAUACAAUUGCUAGUGGACAGUUUACGACAACCCAAACUAAUCAUCAAAGUUCAGAAGUUUUACAUACAAACAUGGAAGAAUCCUCAGUGUCGACAGCUAUUCCGAUAAUUCAACACAUUUUGUCGACAGUUCAAGAAACUGUACAAAAAACUGAUAGCGAGAGAAGUACAGAUGUUCCUAAUUAUCAAGGUUCUUCCAAAAUGCAUGAAAUACUGACUGAAAAAACGUUAAAUAAAGAAAAUAUUUACGUUAUAUGGGAGGAAAUUAAUACCAUAUCAGGAGGAGAAAUCUUUGUCACCACUGAAAAAUCUUCAAUAUUAAAGAAUGAAACUACAAAACCUAUUGAAGAUAUAAAAACUGAAACAAAAAACGAUGAAACUUUAUUAGAAGAAAUAGUUAAUACAUAUCAUACUAAGAUGAUUACUGAAACUACCGAAACAGUAAGCAGGCAAUCUACUGAUUCUGCAUUAGAAUCAUAUUUUAAGGAUGAUUCAGUUUCUAUUCAAGACACAACUGGUUCUUAUAUUUCUGAAUUAGAAAUCUUAAAAAAUCAAUUAAACAAGUACACCGUAGCGGACAUAAUAUAUGAUAAAAAUAAUGACACUUUUGCUACAGAAUCAACAACAACAAAUACAAAUCAUCAAACAGAACCCACAGCAACCUUAAAUACUGAUGUAUUAAGAGAUACAAUCAACGAUGUGUUAUCCAGUGUUACAGCCCUCGAAGAAAGAUCCACACAAACACCGAAUAAUGUUACAACUUCCAGUAACAAUGAAUCAAACAUUCAAAUACAGGAGAUGAAAAUGUCUUCCAUAACGGAUGGAGCUUUACUGUCAAGUGAAGUUUUAACCUCCAAUGAAAGUGCUGAAGAGACAUCAAAUACUGAAAGUAGUUAUCCGAAAACUUUAUUUACAGAAAAACUUUAUAGUUCAGACUUAGACCAAGUAGAUUCCUUUGAUUUAUAUGCAACGACUGAAAAGGAAAUUGGUACUGCUGCUGAAAGUAUUUUUACAAAUAAUAUCUCAGAAACAAAUAUAUCAAGUAGCGACCGAACAGAUUUCUCUACAAACAUAAACGAAUUACAAACCGAUAGCACCGAGUUUUCUACUAUACAAAAUGUAGAAUUUCCUUUGGAAGAAAUAACAGACACAAAAGAUAUUAGCUCACUCAAUCUUCACAUCCAAAUGGCACCUACUACUCAACAUGAUAAAAUUAAGGAUUUUAGUGAAACUGACGAUGGCAAAAAAUAUGGUAAUAAUGAUAAAUAUGAUUAUGGUGGUGAAUAUGACAAUGAGGAAGAGAGUUUAUACAAUAACAAGAAACAUCAGGAUGAUAAAGAUAAUGAUGAUGGUCAUGAUGAACAUCAUGAUGAUGAUAAUGAUGAUGACGAUGAUGAUGGUGAUUCUGAUGAUGAUGAUGAUAAUGAUGAUGCUGAUGAUGAUGGUGAUGCUGGAAGUGCCUAA